This is a messenger RNA of Knipowitschia caucasica, 1065 nucleotides long. The record is from the annotation of a GenBank genome assembly. NCBI's taxonomy places the organism in Eukaryota, Metazoa, Chordata, Actinopteri, Gobiiformes, Gobiidae.
AUGCCAAAGUCCGAACUUGGAAAGGACGUCAACAGGACUCAAUGGAGACAGAAGCAAAGAUCUGGAAAUCAAACAUACCCUUUGGAGCCGUACUAUGAUACUGUGGACGACCAGGAGCCUGUUCACAAUGUGCACCUACAGCCUGCCAGGCCAACUCACCAUGAACGGGAGUAUGCUGACAGGGAUCUCCCGAGGUCUUCGUCAGCUCAAAGUCUCUCAUCUGACCUGACCACUAAUAAUUCAACAAACCACACCACGUAUCCUCCAAGAAAAACUAGCACAAAGCCUGCUCCUAUCAUCAACAGAGCUCUGAAGCCAGGAAGAAAGAAGCACUCAGCAGCUAACAUUUCACUGACGAUGAAUCAGCACGCAGGCCCGCCAUCACGCAGAUGUUCCCCGUCUCCACACUUCCCCUCAGAGCUGGUGAUGCAGCUCAAUGAGAUGGUUCUGCAGGAGAGCCCCAGGAGGCUGCAACAAAACACAACAACUCAUGUUUCAGAAUUCAGUUCAAACUGUCUUGACCCACACAACGAAAGGACAAGAGUCAUUUUUGAUUUGGAAGCUAAACACAUUGCUAAAAGGUGGUCAAAUGAGGAGCUUGAUUCAGAUGUCACUGAAGGCGACCACCAUCAGUAUCCUCCCACAAGAGAUAACUUUGUUUCGAUGGGAGAAUCACAGACCCAUAAAGACGAUGGCUGGAACAUCGGGUCGUGUAGCAGGACAGAUGCAGAGCACGCCUUGCAUCUCGUCAAUAAAGAUGGGGCGUUUUUAGUACGAGAUUGCUCCCUCGGCAGCAGCAGCGAACCCUUGGUCUUGUCUGUUUAUCAUGAGAAGAAAGUGUACAAUGUAAAAAUACGCUAUAUCGAGUCUCUCUGUAAGUUUGCCUUAGGAACAGGACAACGAUAUAAUGAAAUGUUUGACUCUGUGUCUGGUAUCAUCAAGUUUCACUCCAUCUACCCCAUUGCCCUCAUCUGUGCCAAGCAAGCACCCGGGAGCAGGAGUCCAGACAACUGUGUCCUGACCAUCCCAGUGACCAGAGAAGACGUGGACAGACUUCUACAGUGA